Vollenhovia emeryi is the source of this 6449-nucleotide messenger RNA. RefSeq lists its product as uncharacterized. The coding region runs from base 1039 to 5553 and encodes 1504 amino acids. The record is from RefSeq and is a predicted model, not a curated record. The transcript is spliced from 9 exons. NCBI's taxonomy places the organism in Eukaryota, Metazoa, Arthropoda, Insecta, Hymenoptera, Formicidae.
UAGAGUGCAAUUUGGGAGUACAUAAUAAUAAUUAAGAGAAUAUAUUCUCAAAAUUUUUACUUUAAAUUACUCCUAUUUCGAGAGAAUAUUGUUGUUGCAAGUUAUUUUUUAACUAUGUCACUACAAUGCACCCGAGUAACUGUAAAAAUAGAUCGUUGAAGGUUUAACGAAUUUAGAUUACGAAAUACCGGCAAUUUCGUCAUCUAAAUUACGUGCUCGUUUCCAUACUCGAUGCCAGUACUUUUCUUUAAACGUCGAUUAUCGCGUUAUUUAACAAUUAUAUUCGCAGUUGUAAUGUUAAGUUGUACCCGUGGCAAUUAUAAUACAUCUGACUCACAUGCACGUUGCAGUAAAGUUUUUAGAAGAGACUUUUUUUCCGAUUUUCGAUUGCCACGAGGGGUUCGCUUUCAACUUCUUUGGCGCGACCGUGAAUUUCCGCGCGAGGAGAGAAAAAAAAGAGAAAUGCGUGUGUGCGUUCGACAAGAGAGAGAGAGAAGGUGGGGCAAGGGGAGCGUGCAUCGCGUGCGAAAAGUAAUUUCUCCCUUUUUCGUGUGUUCUGUUACUGUAAAUGCGGAGCGAAAGACACUCGAUGCACAGUGCGUACGAGGAAAAAUCGAUGAGAAUCGAUAGGAGACUUCUGACGAAAAAAAAAGAAAAAAAACCACCAUGUAAAACGGUUGACAUGUAGCGCACGAAGCCUCGCAAUUAUUACCUUCCCUCUCGCGAGCGCGAGCGUCUCUUCGCUCCCCCCUAUGUAUUAUUUGCAUCGCGAGACUUUGUUCAACUUCAUCGACCAAAACUGCUAAAGUAUACCGUUGGCUGUUUAAUACUUAAUUGCCCUUCUUUCAACUCUCCCCCCUUCUCCCCCCUUUUCAACCGCAAUUAUUACUGCAGUGCAUGUCGCGCGAAUGCAAGGGAGGAGGAUGCCGUUCAUCUGAAUAAUUUUAAAUGCGACUGAAACGCGAGAUGUUCCGGCGAAUCACUUGUCGAACUUUCGGAAAAGUCCUCGAGUCUCGUGGAUAGCGCGAUACAAGAAAGAUGCGUUCGCACGAUCGGCACCUGACCGUCGCGCUGAAGCCGCGGAAGAGGAAGCUCUGGUCGAGGGACAAGCCCGAUCAAUCGCUCGCACCUGGAGCCCGUUGGCCCAGGGUCAUGAUAUCCCGCGAAAUGCCGCGCGGCGAGUCCAACGAUGCCGAGAGGAGCUUGUCCCGAUUCGGCGGAUGUUCCACGGUCAUCGAUACGAAUGACCCCAACGUCAUCGCCUGCGACAUCGACGAGCUCUUCUGUGAGAACAGCGACGCCAGCAACGAAGAGAGGACGGCCUGCCCGCGGAUUUCCAGCUCGACGGAGCUCGAAGAGGACGAGGUGUGUGCCACGUGCAAGGACUGUGCGGAGUGUCAGCUGCGGCAGAAGGAUAGCGCCGCCGCCGUCGCCGUCGCGAAGAUACGCAAGCCCGAACGGGGUCUGAUGAGCGGCCAGGACGAAGAACUGGCGGUACACCUGGAUUAUUACGAGGAUGACGUCGGCGGCGUGAAGACGGCCUCCACAUCGAGCACGGCCACCUCGAUAGAGCACGAGAAAGCUCCAAUUUUCGUGGACCUGACCAGCGAGGAGUCGAAGCAAUCUACCUGGAAGCAGACAAUCUUGAAACGACUCAGUGACGCCGAAGAAAGCUCGGAGAUGUCGGAACCUCGCAUCAUGAUAGCCGACAGUUCCAGCAGAUUGCAACGCGGCACGGGCAGCCUGGCGACCGCAUUGAGGGAUCGUGGUCCUUGCGUGAUCCCUGUGCAGCCUAAUCGCUCCCUGCCGAUUCGACCAGCGCCGCCGACACCGACGAGGUCGGCGACAUCGAUAGUGACGCUGCGGAAGACGCGCUCGCCGAUCCUCAAGCUGUCGAAAUCCGUGAACCUGGACUUGGUGGAGUUGCAAUCUCCGAGCGGCUCGUUGACAAACGAGCUGAGCGAAUUCCCUUUCGGGCAGCAGGAUGGGAACGGAGACGGAAUGAUGCUUACGGGCGAGCUCAUCGAUCGCUCGGACUACAUUCUUCCAGACAUGAGUAAUGUCGUGCAGAUUACGAAAGAGGUCAACAGUGUUAAAAGAAAAAACAGCGAGGAUCGGGACAGAGACUACGAGAAGGAAAUGAUCAAGGAUGCGAAGAAACGGAGGAAAUCCCACGAAGUCGACGCCGGUCAUGUGCGCGACGAGCGCGUCAAGAAUAUCUUGAAGGAGUACUCCAGAACUUGUUCCGGCAAUUUGGUCGACAAAGGUGAAAGAAAAUUGCAGCAGCACGUGGUGGUGAGGCUGUGGGAUGACAAGAGAUACGCGUCACCGGUCGUAGUGUCGACGACGGAGCCGGAGGCGGAAAAGAAGGACAUCUGCAACAAAGUCGUGCCGCCUUUAAGACUGAAGAAAGUUGUGCGCGAAGCGAGCACCGUCGACGAAUAUCGACGUAACGUCGAGGUAAACACCGAGGGGAACGAGUCCAACUAUCGCAUUGUCACCGGCGCCACGCCACGUCCGGAGUCUCCGUCCGGAUACUCCGCUAUCUCUUUCUGGAGCAACGUGGCAGCCUCGGAGAAGGAGCUCGAAUCGACGACGUGCAACGCGCGGGAUAAGUACCGGCGAUCCUCGCCGAAGAGCGACGGCUACAAGAUCAAGUACCGUCGCAACCGGUUGCGCCAGAAGCUGCGGGAGCUGCGCGGCAAGGCGCUAGAGCUCUCGCGGGAGAUGACCGCGUGCAACAACGCCGCCGACACGAGCCCGCAGCGUAGUACCCGGCUGCGGCAGAUGAUGAACUGCUACGAGAAGCAGAUCGAGAACAUCUCGAAGCUGCUGUGCAAACUGUCCGCCUCCAUUCCGCCGACGACCGACGAGGUCGUCGUCGAUCUCGAUUAUGAGAACGAGCUGGACGAGUGCGCGUCAAUCGAGAAAACGUCCGUUGAUAGCGACGACGCGCAAGUAAAUGGAAUAUCAAGAAGCAGCGUUUCUCCGUCCCCUUCUCCGGAACCGCCGAAAUUGUCGCCGCGCUCUCCUAUCGACUACGAGAAAGGCAAAUCGCCCGAUGCAGCGAGAAACACUCCGCCGGUGCUACCCAGGGUUUACAUCGCGAUCCAACCGACCGCACUCGAGUGCCUGAAGCAAAAUCUAACUGUCGCCAAAAGCUGGCACAAAAACGACAGCUCGCCGAGCUCGCCGACCGAGAAGGAAGUCAAGGUGAAUGAUACGGAUCAAACGAUAAUACGCGACGACGUGACAGCGGCGACAGUGAUAUCCCCGGUUUCAUCCUCCGAGUUCGAAGAUCCGAGAAACAGUACUGUGGAAUGGGAUGGAGAGGAAGCUUCGCCGAAACUGAAGAGUUCGGAAAUCGAGGAGAAAAUGCCGGAGGACACUAAAACGUUUGGCGAUAUCAAGGAGCCUCGGCAAGCAACACCGACGAUACCUUCGGACAGUUUUCUAGGCUCGACGAUGGACGUCGAGAUAGAUGGAAGCGACGUGAGGGACACGAAGGAAAGGACCGUCACUCAAGGACAUCUCGACGAAGUGACACAGGCUUCGGAGACUGUCGCGAGCAAGCAAGUCGCCUGCGAGAAGCAAGAGCUGGAACAGAAAUCAAACGAGGCUGUACCGUCGAAUCCGUCGAUCGUGAAUGAAACUAAGGCAACGGAAUACGGGACUUACAAUUCGGAAGAAAGGAUCAAUAGCAAGAAUAGGAUAGUCACGAGCACAGUCACGGCUGCACAGGAAGCGCCCACGAUGAUCGGCCGACCGCAAGUACCCGCCGCCAAUGUAACUAAUAUCCUGCAACUGCAGUCGAAUUAUUACGGCUCGUCUGUCGCGCGCGAAAACGUUGUCUUCACGGACGUCAUGCAAAAUUCGAGGGAUGUGCAAAAGGUGACGUCAAGUAUGAGUCAAUCUGCAGCCCUGGGUCCAGCAAUGCCUUUGGAAUUCACUCAACCCAGGUCCGCCGUCAGUAGCUCAAACCAACAAUGUAUCGUGCUGCCUAAUAGCUGCAACAAGGCCACCAAGGAGAAGACCAAUCAGCGGAACGACGGAAACCGCAUCAUGACGGAGCAAUUUCCUACGCUGGGCAAUUGGGUGGCGCGAAUGUCGAAGAAACAGGCUACCAAAUCGAAAUCAAAGUUGCAAUCUGGGAUAAGCUUACCAACCGCGUCAACGGCGGAGGCCGCUCGCGUUCCCAGUCUGGAGGCGCAAAAGAUACGUUCGAGCGCACCGAGUAACGCGACUCGGAACAACAUAGUCAACGUGGCGCCGCAAUGGAACACGGAAAGGUGGCAGCGUCAGCAACACCAGCAGCGUCAGCAGCAAUUGUACGCAGCGGCAUCGUCGGCUCCAGUGAGACCGGGCAUCUGUCCACCUAUCUCGGUUACCCAGUUCUAUCCAUCUAAUUAUGCGAUCGAUCCUUACGGUGGCGCGGCUUUUGGCUACCACUCAGCGAUAUGCCCCUACGGCGAUUACCCCUAUCACUCUCGCCUGCACGCAGCCGGCGCACCGCCUAUAAGCGGCUACCAAAUAGGUCCCUUGCAAGAUCCGCACGCGUCUUCGCUUCGCCAGAUGCAGCAUCUCGACAAGCGUUACCCCGCGCAUCUGCAGGACACGGCGUCUCGUCAUUUCACCACGGAUCUCCUCAAGUAUUCCGGCACGUUAUCCGCGGGUGGCUAUCAGCACGCUGCCGCCGCCGCCGCCGCCGCCGCCGGCUUAGAUUACGAUCGUCUGAGGACGGCGACGGCCGCCACGCAAAACGGCACCGCGUCAGGUUGCCUGCCGCCCCUGCUGUUACCGCCUCCCCCGCCGUUAGCGGCUCCAGCGCAGCAGUCUUUGGCACGCACUUCCCUGGCCAGCUAUCCCGCGAGCAACGGCCAGUGCGGCAGGAACAGGAUGAUCCCGGACGUCGUGGCUGCGGCGGCGGCUGCUGCGGUGGUCGCGGCGGCCUCCUUUGGCCGACAGCGCGGUACGUUACCGUCGUACGGGAGAACGGACCCGGAGAUGGUGUCCGGUGGCAUCGGCGGCGUCAUGGAUAACGAGUCCUCGCAACUGAUGGCGGCGAACAGAGUGGCGAAUCGCGAACACUUGCCGCAGGAGCAGGUACAACCCGUCGGCACCGUCGCUGGCGUCAAUGUGGACUCGCGACUGAACAACGGCGGUUACCGUCAACUGCAGAACUUACUGGACCGAUUACCUUACGUGAAGGCGGACGACGCUUAUUCCCAGUCGUCGACAGCGAUCUUCGACGACAACGCGCAGGAGCCGGCGGUGGUAUCCACGUCGACGUACAAGUCCAACAGCGCGUUGACCAAGGAACCCGCGCGGAAAGGGAGUCGCAAUUGCGAGACGCCACACCUGGGUAAGGUGACUCGCACCCUGGAGACCACGAGCACUUUGGAGUGCUCCAAUUGCGGCCUCACCGGCUCCAUGUUCAAGUGCCUAGGCUGCGAGACGGCCUUCUACUGCGACGAGAGGUGCCAAACUCGUCACUGGAACAUUCACGUGGAGAAAUGUCCCAAGAGGAUGCCUAAGCUAAAGAAACUUGUCUGAGAAUUAUCGUAGAAACGGUAGACCGUAGACAAAUUAAUGUCUGUAAAGAAAUUAACGAGCUCACUGGAUGACCAAAAAAAGAAGAACGAUCGAGAAAAAUCAACGGCAUGCGAAAUGUGUUACUGUUUUGAUAUUUAUAUAUUUUCAAUAAUUUAUGUAUCUCUAGUCAAUGUAUUAUAAAUGAUGGCGAAUGCGAGUUCUGUGUCUCGUAUAUCGGAUUUACACCGAGAAUGUGAUAAAGUGUGCCUGGUCGUAAGAUAAACGCUUACUGUAAUUUUAUGGUACUUCGUUCACAGUCUGACGUUCUGCUUUGUAAAUUAUGAACUGCGAAAUACAAAGAGUUCAGCGCACCUCGCAUUAUAUCUUACUAUUGUGCGGUAAAUGGCGUAUGUAUUGUGCAAUAGCUAUAAUACGGAAAGUAUAAGCUCAUCGGUAUAUUACAUGUUGUAAUGUAACGAAUGUUACGAACGUGCUACCUCUCAUGUACCUUACGGUCAUAAGCCAUUAACAGUAUAGUCAUAAUUUGACUGCAAUCUUGUUUUAUUAAGACUCCUGGUUUUUCAUUGCGCGAUCACAUUGGAUUAUAACAUUAGGAAACCGUGAAUGAGUUCUUUUCACAAAUUACGUGAAAAAUUUAUACAAUCUCUCGAUUAUCGACAUAAUGCUCCAACAUGAUUGCAAUGAGGAACUGUACUGCAAACCUGCGAAACACAAUUUUAAUUAUUAAUAGAAAAAUGUGUGUCUAAAAACGGCUAGUAAAAUAUGAUCGUUUUUACAAAUAUGUAUUUAGGAGUCGCAUAUCUGUAAGAAAUAAUGCUUACUGUAUAUUCGUUCCAAUGCUUCUUAAUUGUUACAUAAUCAUAAUCAUCUUUUUUUAUACUUUUAUAACAGUUUGU